This is a messenger RNA of Cannabis sativa, 4089 nucleotides long. RefSeq lists its product as uncharacterized. Gene Ontology annotation, molecular function: nucleic acid binding; RNA-DNA hybrid ribonuclease activity. Bases 1 to 4089 code for a protein of 1362 amino acids. The transcript has a single exon. The record is from RefSeq and is a predicted model, not a curated record. NCBI's taxonomy places the organism in Eukaryota, Viridiplantae, Streptophyta, Magnoliopsida, Rosales, Cannabaceae.
AUGAAUGUGUUGAGCUGGAAUUGCCGGGGGCUUGGGAACCAACGGACUAUUCAAUUCCUUAAGGAACUUGUGUUUCAAAAGAGACCCGAUUUUAUCUUUUUGUGUGAAACUAAGUGUCAUAAGUCAAAAGUGGUGGGCUUGGCCCAAUCUUUACAUUUUGAAGGAGUCUUUGUGGUUGAAGCUAUUGGGGCUUCGGGUGGGAUGGCUCUACUUUGGAAAAAUAAGGAGGAUGGCACUUUGUUGGGUUACUCUAAUAAUCACAUUGAUAUUCAAAUAUCAAUAUCUUCUACAACCCCGGAUUGGCGUCUUACUGGUUUUUAUGGAGAACCAAAUCGUAAUAGAAGAAGUGAAUCUUGGGCUUUGCUUGAAAGCCUCAAAGACCGGUCUUCGCUCCCUUGGUGUGUUAUUGGAGAUAUCAAUAAUAUUGUUCGUCAAGAAGACAAGAGAGGUGGACGUCCUUAUCCCCAAUGGCUGUUAACGGGGUUCCAACAAACUCUGUUGAAUUGUGGAUUGGAAGAUCUUGAUCUACAAGGUCAUCAGUUCACUUGGGAAAAAGGUAGAGCCACAAGUGCAUGGAUUGAGGUACGUCUUGAUAGAGCACUAAUUUCUAAUUCUUGGAAUCAGAUUUUUCAUUCGGCUGUGCUCUCUAAUUUGGGAUUUGCUACUUCGGAUCAUUCUCCUUUGUUUCUUGAACCCAUUGCGGUUAAUAAUUUUACUCCUAACCAUCGUUUUCGGUUUGAAAAUUCAUGGUUAAAGGAGCCUUUGUGCUUGGAAAUCGUGCGUGAUGUCUGGUCCCAAGAACAAAAUGAAAGUAUCUCCCAUAAACUCAAGCUUUGUGCCGAGAGACUUUCUAUCUGGGGUAAGGAAUUGACGGGUUCUAUUAAUCAACGAAUUAGGCGUCAUAAGGCUGAUUUGAAAAAACUCCAAGGUUUGCGAGACUCCAUUUCAGUUCAGAGGUAUGCCGAGAUAAAGAAGAAGCUUUAUGAAGCUCUUGACCAAAGAGAAAGCUAUUGGAAGCAAAGGGCGAAACAGUUUUGGUUACGGGAAGGGGAUCAAAAUAGCAGUUAUUUUCAUAAGGCUGCUAGUAAUAGAAAGAAGAAUAAUCAGCUGAAUGAGCUUCGUGAUGCUAAUGGCAAUUGGGUUUCAUGGGACUCGGGUUUGCCUUCUGUUGUAGCCGAUUAUUUCAACAAUUUAUUCACAUCUUCGGGUAGUGUUUGUACUGAAGUGGUCGAUUGUGUAUCAACUACAGUGUCGGAUGGGGUUAACUUGGAACUUUGUCAAGCAGUUUCUGAAGAGGAGGUUCGAAAAGCAGUUUUCCAAAUGCACCCUGACAAGAGCCCGGGACCUGACGGGAUGACACCUGCUUUCUUUCAAAAAUGCUGGCCGAUUGUGGGAAGUAAAGUUGUGGAAAAUGUGCGUUGUUUCUUUGAACAUGGAACUCUUGCUGAUCAUUGUGGAGAUGCUAACGUUGUUCUCAUUCCAAAGACGAGAAACCCAGAACGUAUGUCUGAUCUUCGGCCUAUUGCUUUAUGUAAUGUCUUGUUCAAAAUCAUCACAAAAGUCAUGGUUAACAGAAUGAAACCAUUCAUGGACUCCAUCAUUUCUGAAAAUCAAAGUGCCUUCAUCCCAGGUAGACUAAUCUCAGAUAACAUUAUUGUUUCUUUUGAGAUUUUACACUACCUAAAGAAGAAACGAAAAGGUAAGGAAGGUUUCAUGGCUCUAAAACUUGACAUGAGUAAGGCGUAUGAUCGAAUCGAAUGGAAUUUUCUUGAAGCAAUGCUUCGAAAGCUUGGUUUUAUUGAGAAUUGGGUUCGGCUUAUCAUGAAGUGUGUGAAAUCGGCUAACUAUUGUGUGACUCAUGGUAAUAACGAAGUUGGCCCAAUCAUUCCUACAAGAGGUAUAAGGCAGGGUGACCCCUUAUCCCCAUAUCUUUUUAUUCUUUGCGCUGAAGGUUUCACAGCUUUACUGAAGAAAUAUGAACAAAAUGGUUGGCUUCAUGGGUGUAAAGUGGCAAAUGGUGCUCCUAGAGUAUCCCAUAUGCUUUUUGCAGACGAUAGCUACCUAUACUGCAAGGCUACUGAAUCUGAGGCUCGGCGGAUUAUUGAAGUACUAUCCAAGUUUGAAUUGGCUUCUGGUCAGAAGGUGAAUCUAGCUAAGUCUUCAAUCUUUUAUAGCACUAAUACUUUGAACUCUAUAAAAGAUCGAAUCAACUCCAUUUUGGGCAUGGUCACGGCUACUGAAGGAAGUUUGUACUUGGGUCUUCCUAGCUCUAUGGGAAGAAACAAAUCAGCAGCCUUGGGAUUUUUGAAAAACAAAGUGAAGAGUAGACUUCUAAGUUAUGGUACGAAGUUUCUCUCAAGGGCAGGGAAAGAAAUUUUGAUUAAAACAGUCGCACAAGCUCUUCCAAGCUAUGCUAUGAGUGUGUUUUUGAUCCCGCAAGAGGUCACGCGAGAUAUGGAAAGCUUGAUGUCCAAAUUCUGGUGGCAAUCAUCAAAUAAUUCUUCAUCAGGUAUUCAUUGGAUGUCAUGGAAAAAGCUUUGCAAACACAAAACUAAAGGAGGCAUGGGGUUUCGAAAUUUGAGAAGUUUUAACUUGGCUCUUUUGGGAAAGCAAGGGUGGCGUUUGCUUACUAAUCCAGAAACUCUUGUGGCUAGGAUUUUCAAAGCAAGAUACUACCCUCGAGGUACUUUUUUCACUGCUGAAAUUGGAAAUAACCCAAGUUAUGUUUGGCGUAGUGUUCUUGAAGCUCGUCAAAUCUUGACUCAUGGUGUUUGUUGGUCAAUUGGUAAUGGCUCUUCUAUUUCAGUUCUUGGUGAACCGUGGCUUCCAGAUCCUCAGAAUUCAUUUGUGUCAACUUCACAUCCUGCUCUUCAAAAUGCCAAAGUUUGUAAUUUAAUGGCAAUGGAUGGCUCGGGUUGGGACGAAGAUUUAAUAGCAGAUUUGUUCCUUGAGCGAGACCAAAAUCUGAUUUUGUCCAUUCCUCUCCAAUUUAGUCAGGACCGAGAUCAUCUCACAUGGAAGGGGGAGAUCUCUGGGUGGUUUACUGUUAAAAGUGCAUAUCGUUUAGCCCAAGAGAUUAAUGGGGAAGAUGGUCAAGAUGGCGAUGUCGCUGCAACCUUUUGGAAAAAAUUCUGGGCAGUGAAAUCACCUCCGAAGAUGAAAAAUAUGGUGUGGAGGGCCUGUCAAGGAUGUCUUCCAACCAUGACACAGUUGCGAACAAGACAUGUGGCCGUGUCUCUCGUCUGCCCAGUUUGUAACAACCACGAGGAGACAACUUUCCAUGCCCUGGUGUCUUGCCCAGCAGCUGCUCUUUGCUGGAAUAGAGUCGGCAUUGGCACGGUGGUGAACCAGCAGCAGGAGAAUUUUUUUAACUGGUGCUCCUCGACUUUUCUGGUGUUAGAUGCAGAUCAGAGGAGACUUAUGAUUGCUCUUUGUUGGUCUCUGUGGAAUGCAAGGAACGACAGAGUUUGGAAUAACAAAUUGGUGAGUGUUGAAAGUAUAGUGUUGUUAGCAAGAACAUACCUUAAUCAAUGGCAAACUGCUCAUAAUUCUAAUGUUACAUACCCGAAUCCUGGUCUAAUUCCAGGUGACGGUGCUGAGCAAUGGCAGCCACCACAUGGAGAUAGUUUUAAGGUUAAUGUUGACGCUGCUAUAUUUGCAAACACAACUCAAUUUGGUUUUGGUUUUGUUGUUCGUAAUUCACAAGGAUUAUUGAUCGAAGGGGUUACCAAACGUUUCAAUGGUUCGGCUACACCUGAAUUUGUGGAAGCUUUGGGAGUCAAGGAAGCCUUAAGUUGGAUCAAGCGUAAUCAACCAACUCAAGUUAUCCUUGAAACCGACUGCUUAGUGUUUGUUCAAGCCUUGCGUAGUUCAAUUGAUAUGAUUUCCAUGUUUGGUCAAGUGGUUAACGAUUGUAAGGCAUUACUUAAAGAACUUCAAACUGUUUCUAUCUUUUUUAUUAGGCGAUCAGCUAAUAGAGUGGCUCAUAACUUUGCUAGAGCUUCUUUAUUCUAUCCAGAUUGCACCUUCAAUUUGGGGUCUGUCCCAAUUGAUUUGUUACCUGAUUUGGUAACUGAAUUCAAUGGUUAA